This is a messenger RNA of Amphiprion ocellaris (clown anemonefish), 7087 nucleotides long. Its product is annotated as PEX5-related protein-like. Gene Ontology annotation, cellular component: cytosol; peroxisomal membrane. Gene Ontology annotation, molecular function: protein binding. NCBI's taxonomy places the organism in Eukaryota, Metazoa, Chordata, Actinopteri, Pomacentridae. The record is from RefSeq and is a predicted model, not a curated record. The coding region runs from base 275 to 2173 and encodes 632 amino acids. The transcript has 14 exons. Gene Ontology annotation, biological process: protein import into peroxisome matrix, docking.
GCUCACCGUCGUCCCGCCCUCCACCGAAGCGGAGCGGGAUGAGCGCUGGACCCCUCGACGUCGGACAGGCUGGACGGACCGGACCGGGAGGACGGACCGGGAUCGCGGACCGGGAGGCGGAGCGCAGCGGGACAUCGUCGUGCUUUUGCGGGGCUUUCAGCUCCGAGAGGCUCCGAAGAGACACCGAGCGGAUCGUCGCGGUGAAGCCGGCCGGGGAGGACUGCUGGCGGCUGCAGCUCCAGCUGCGUUCCGCUGAGGACGGAUCCGCAUCACCAUGUACCAGGUCCAGGGCACAGGGGAAAGGGUCGUUGCCGUGGUGCUGAAGGAGCUUCCCGGUAAAAAGGCAUCCUCUGAAGGAAACCCUCUUCUCACCGUGACAACCAAGCUGGUCGGGGAGCAGCAGGAGAGUCGCCCCCUGCUGAGCCCCUCCAUCGAUGACUUCCUGUCGGAGAGUCGCAGUGACGCCUCGUCAGUCCGACCAAUCAGCUCCAAUGCAGCAGUUCUGACCACAACGCUGGACCUAGUGGACCUCAGCGAGCCCAGCAACGGGGGCGGCAUCGAGGGCAGCAUCGGGGGCAGCACCAGGAACAGCAGGAAGAGGAGCCCUCUGAGGAGGAAGGGAAGCUCCAAGAGUCCUCGGCACCGAGCGAGAGCCGACGAGACGGAGCUGAUCCAGGUGGAGGUGGAACAUCUGUCGAGUCCCAGAACACCUGAGAGGGUCUCACUGGACUCAGUCAGUCUGUCUUCUCCUCUGGACAAAUGGGACGACGUGAACCUGGAGGUGGAGGACAGCGUUCGCAGGAGGAGAUACGAGAAGAGAUGCACCUCCCAUCACUCAUCCAGCGAACUGCUGUGGUCUGUAGAGUUUAAAAGUGAUCCACUGACGAAGAACAACUUCGAUUUCCACAGUUUUGACGAUCUGGACUUCAUAUCUUCAACACAGGACUGUGGGGUGUCCAGACAGCGCCGUCGGACUCGAUCUCUGCUGGCCAGAAACGAAUCUCUGGAGGACGAGUUUGUCAGAGCGAAGGCAGCUGUUGAGUCGGACACAGAGUUCUGGGAUAAGAUGCAGGCCGAGUGGGAGGAACUGGCUCGAAGGAACUGGCUGGAGGACUCGGAGGACCAGCGUCCGAUCCCGCCCACCGUCUCACCUGCCGAAAAGGGGUACUACUUCAACACCAACAACCCCUACAGAGACUGGCCCAAUGCCUUCACCGAGGGCCAGGACAAAGCCCGGGAGGGAGACCUGAACGCUGCCGUCCUGCUGCUGGAGGCGGCGAUUCUCCAGGACCCGCAGGACUCGGAGGCGUGGCAGAUUCUGGGAAUGACUCAGGCUGAGAACGAGAACGAGCAGGCCGCCAUCAUGUCGCUGCAGAGGUGUCUGGAGCUCCGCCCCAACAACCUGCCGGCUCUCAUGGCGCUCGCCGUCAGCUUCACCAACAGCGGCAUGCAGCGGGAGGCAUGCGAUGCCCUGCGCCGCUGGAUCAGCCACAACCCCCGCUACAGACACCUGGUGCAGGAGGGCCGGAGCCCGCUGCGGGGUUCCCCACUGCAGGGUUCCCCGCUGCACGGUUCCCCGCUGCAGGGUUCCUCGCUGCAGUGCUCCCCGUCCGCACCACGACGGGCCCACCACACCUCCACCCCGGCCAGGUGUGAGCUGCAGGACGUCCUGCUUCUCUUCCAGGAGGUGGCGCUGUUGAACCUGGACUGUGUGGAUCCGGACUUGCAGACCGGACUGGGAGUUCUGUUCAACCUGAGCUCAGACUUCAACAAGGCGGUGGAGGCGUUCAGUGCAGCGCUGUCGGUCCGACCACAGGACUACCUGCUGUGGAACCGGCUGGGAGCGACACUGGCCAACGGGAACCGCAGCAAGGAGGCCGUGGAGGCGUACACCAGAGCGCUGGAGCUGCAGCCCGGAUUCAUUCGCUCCAGAUACAACCUGGGAAUCAGCUGCAUCAACAUGGGAGCUCACAGGGAGGCCGUCAGUAACUUCCUCACAGCUCUGAACCAGCAGAGGCGGACUCAGCGCUGCAGCCACCAGCAGAUGUCGGCCAACAUCUGGUCGGCCCUGCGAAUCGCCAUCUCUCUGAUGGACCGACCCGAACUGUUCCAGGCCGUCAACAUCGGGGACCUGGACCUGCUGAUGAGGGCCUUCGACAUGGCCGACGUCUGAGUCCGGGGCUUCAGAACCGGCGGACCACAGUGGAGACAGUUUGGUUCAAAACCAAAGAGACGAUGAAAAUCCUUUGCAGUAUAUAACAGCACAACCCUUUAGCUUCCUGUCGACACCGAGCAGCGCUCUGAGGAGCUUCAUCUGCAGGUCCUCCAACGAAUCCUACGUGGUUCAGACUCACCUUUAAAACCAGGCCUUAAAGCCAUUCGCCAUCCAAAUAUGAGUUUCAAAUGUUUUCACUCAAAGUAAAACACUUCACCGCCGCCAGCCGAGUCUGAAGAGCUUCAGACCUUCAAACCUUCAGGAGGAAGCAGCUUCUAAAAGUGUUGGAGUUCCAGUUUAACUGAAGAAGCUGCAGUGGUUCAGUCACAUGUUAGAAGGAAGUCUGUUUUCUGUUAUAAUUCCUCCCUCAUAGAUCCAGUGUUGGUGUGUUUUUACUAACUCAUCAGUACAGCAGUCCCAUCAGUGUUUCAUGCUGUGUCUGCAGGGAAAUAAAAAUUAAUUAAUUCUGGUUCAGACAUCUCAUAUUUCCUCUCUCUCAGUGCGUUUUUUUCUUGUUAUUUGAGUCAAAUGACAAAAAGCAGCAAAUCGCUUGACAACACCUGAAACUUCCUUUCCAUGGAAUACAUGGAAUAAUGAAGAAAAACCCGAACCCUAACCCUCUGGGUCCCUCUUUGCCUUUUCUUUUCAGUUUGUUCUGCAGCUGUAGUUAAACAUCUGUACAGCUGAGUGUGGUUAAACUCCCAGACUGCAGAGGAUUGUGGGUGAGAACAGCAGGACAGAUGUGUGUUUGGUCCAUCAUAUCUGCCCUCACGCAGCGCUGAGCUUCAGGACAGGAACAGACGAGGCGUUCACUGUCGUACUGAUGAGUUAAACUGGAUCUAUGAUGAUGUCUGGUAUUCAUGUUGUUCUGUUUGUUUGAUUCACCUGUAAAACCGUCUGCUGGUUCUGACUGCACAAAAAACACAACAGAUUUUAUUUUUAGAUUCAUCCAAACGCCGUCAGAGAUGUUUAGAUUUUUUAAUUUCAAGGAUAAAACUAAACUCUAACAGCCUGAAUCAAACUCGGUAUAAAUGAAAUUUAACAGUUAAUAUUCAACCUGAUCUGAGGUGAGGAUAAAAACAGAGAACAGAUUUCCUUCAGGUAAAAUAAAACACUGAACAUGACAGACUGGGGAUGUUAAUGAUUAUCAGUUAACAGGUUUAACUGAUCUAUCUAAAUAUAUUAAUUGAUAAGGCUGGAGAAGACAGUCAUGAUGUCAGUAGGUGUAGAUCAGCUGUAGUUCCUGGUUGUUCCACCAGGUGGAGCCUCUUCCUGUUUAAUCCUGUAGAGACCAGAGGAGGCGCCACUCAAACUACAGGUCAUGUUAAAGCAGAGAGCAUUAUGGGAGUUUGGAGAAAGUCAAAAACCUGAUAUAAAUCCAGCUACUGUCCCGGUUGAAAGUUUCCUUGUGCAGCGAAGCUCUGCUCCCAGUGCUCCUGGAACACUGACACACCUCCUUAUAGCUCCCAUAUUCCUGAAACACAUCAAGGAGUCAGAAACUUCUGAGAAAAUCAAACAUCUAAUCUAAAUCUGGCUGCUAUUCCCACCAGUGUAGUGUUUUUGUGCAGCGAAGCUCUGCUCCCAGUGCUCCUGGAACACUCCCUGACAGCACUGUUAUGUAUCCAGCACCAUCUGCUAGGGGUGUGUUUGGGUGUUCUGAGGUGUAUCAAAUCAGAAACUGCACAUAUAGAAGUCUCAAAUCUGAUGACAUCUGUGGUUGUUAAUGAUGUCCAACCAGAGCUGAUGUGAGAACGUUCUUCCUACACUACCUUCUAGUCGUAGGAGCUUCAGGAGAAACGUUUAUUGAGACGUUUUCCAGUGAAGUCCGGCUGGUUUUUGCUGAAGGUCCAACAAUCACCAGGACCUGGAUGAGUUUAGCUAGCAACGGGCACCAUGACAAAGACUUCUGAGAAGGUUAAUGACCUCCAACCAUGUGCGAAUGCUCUUUCUACGCCACCUUUUAGUCAUAGGAGCUUCAGGAGAAACCAGCCUGGAGCUUUCUCCUGAAGCUCCUACCAUCACCAGGACCUGGAUGAGUUUAGCUAGCAGUGGGCACCAUGACAAAGACUUCAGUUAUAAUUAAUGACCUCCAACCAGCUGCUUCUCUGCUUCCAUGUAUCUAAACUAUGUGAAUUUAAACUAAAGUCAUCCUGAUACUUCUAUUAUUUUUCCUUUUGCUCCCAUUUCAACCCAAGUCAUUGAAUAUUUACAAUCCACUACCAUUUACCCAAUAAUACACACUAAAGUACUUUAAAGUUACUGAAAUAAUCCAGUGUAUCUGCUUGACUGAAUAUCUCUGCAGCAUUAAAAUAACCUGCAUCCUGCCUCCAAGCUGUUCCUGAACGUUCUGCAGGUGGAACCUUGUAAUGCUCGGUUUCACUGACAGAUUCAGAAUAUUUAGGAUUUUACAGAUGGAAGUUUUCCUGCCAGAGCUCAGAGCCAGAGGAGGAGCUCUGGUUUGUUUCUUCUCGUGUCUUUAAACCUUUAAAGCCAUAAACUUCCAUCAGAUGAACUUUGAGCAAACCACCGGAGCGGGAUGUAGAACUCACGAAAAGCUCAGAACUCGCCUGUCAGGUAAUUUACUCCUCCUGCAGGCUGAGAGAGGAACAGCUGCAGGUUUAUUCCCUUCAUCAGGCCCUUAAAUGGUGAAUUACAAUCAGUUUUAUUAGGAUUAAAGGAAACGUGAGACGUGAAGGAACUGUUUCAGGAUGAGGCCACCUGCAGGAAACAUUACGUCAUGAGAGUAAAAUGAAACUGAUGUGUCUGCAACAGCUCUUUGAGGACCUCAUCUCCAGAAGCCUUGUUUUUCUCCACAGCGCCACCUACUGUUGUGGAUGAUUACAAAAGAGGAAAACUCACAGUUUACUUUCACAACAAAUACAAGUUUCUGUCAAACUACUGACAGUUUGAAAACAUUAUUUCACCCAAAUCGUACUUUUUAAAUUCAGUUUAACUUUGUUGCUAAGAGUUGAAUUCUGGACAAAUUAGAGCAGCUUUUUGACAAGAAUUUAACCAAAAACGAAAACGGUUUUCUACUAAAUAAUGUCAGUAAAUAUAAACCAUAAAUCAGUGACUCCAUCAUUGUUCUCCUCCUUCCAGUCAGGAUCUAGUAGAUGAACCUUCAGGUCCAUCAUGGAUCCUGUUGGUCUCCAUCAGUCUGAACAUCUGAACUUUCUCCUCCUUCUUCUUUAAAAACUCUUAAACUGGGGUGUCCCUAUAGCUCAACGAGUUAAGCGGGCGACCCAUGUACAGGGGCUGGUCUCCGACGCAGCGACCCGGGUUCGAUUCCCGCUCGCGGCCCUUUGCUGCAUGUCUUCCCCCAACUCUUCUCUCCCCUGUUUCUGUCUCUCUCUAACUGUGCCUAUGAAAAUAAAGCUGAAAAAAGGCAAAAAAAAUAACUUUAAAAAAAAAAAAAAAAAACUCAAACUUUGUCAGGUUCCUCAGGGAUCCUGAUCAACAGAACCUUUCAGGUCCAGAGUCUAGUUCUCAGCUGGAUGGAGGUCUGGACUCUGACUCUUCCAGAACUUCUAUCUUGUUGUCUUCAAACCGUCUCUGAGGAUCUUUGUCUGUUUGCUUCGACUCAUCGUCUGAAUGGAAACUUGAUCUUCUCCAUGUCUCAGUUCUCUUCAGACUGCAUCAGGUUGUCCUCCAGGAUUUCAUUUACCCUUUACCAGCCUUCCAGGACCUGCUGCUGAGGAACACCAUGAUGCUGCCACCACCGUGCUUCACAUCAUGAUGCUGCCACCACCAUGCUUCACAUCAUGAUGCUGCCACCACCAUGCUUCACAUCAUGAUGGUGCCACCACCAUGCUUCACAUCAUGAUGCUGCCACCACUGUGCUUCACAUCAUGAUGCUGCCACCACCGUGCUUCACAUCAUGAUGGUGCCUCCCUCACUAGUCUCUCUCUAGUAUCUCCUUCAAGAGUCAUCGGCGUCUAAAUAGAAACAGAUCUUGGUUCAUGUUCAGUCCUCUCACUCUGACUGUCCUCCCUUUAAUACCUGCUGCUCUUUACUGAUCCUCUCCAGUAGGUGGCGCUCUCAUGAAAAAGAUGUAAAUGUGGUCCUAGAAGUGCCUCUUCUGCAGAUUCAUGCUGCUCAGUGAAACACUGUUAGAGAACAAUGAUGCGUCUUUACAAACCGCCUGCAGGUGGCGCUCAACAUCACAAACAGCUGCUGUUCCAGUUUCUGCCUGCUGGAGGCGCCACCUUGCCUUUCCUCUAAAACCUCCGGUGUUCUGUUGGUUUCUGUCUGUUGCCUCUCAGGGGAACAUUUUUCAUUUUAAAAGCUGCAGCUCCAAGUAUUUAUCACGCUUCAAAUAUUUAAAGCACAUUUUAACCCAAGUAUCAGAACUACGAAGAAACAAACGUUUGACACGAGUCUGUAGGUUCUUUUAAAAAUGUUUCAGCUCCAGCUGCUCUCAGUUCAACAGACUGAAACAACCAGAAAUAAAACAGGAGACAGUGAACAGGAUGACUUCCAGAUGAUUCCUCUGAUGAUGGUUUGAGUUCAAACCUGACUGCACCUGAUUUUACUGAUUAUUACUCUUUUAUUGAUCUCAUUUACUGAUAAAUAUCGAAUCUUCAGCAGAAAGACAGUAAGCUGUAAACGUUUUCUGGAUUUGAUUCAAUCAGCUGCAGUCUGUUAAACUGUCAGAGUCUCUGGUUUAGUUUUAAUUCUGUCCAUCUGUUGAGAAGAUUCACAGUGAGAUCGAACAGCCUGAUUGGUUGAUCAAUAAGGUGAUUGGUUCUAACAGAUACGUAAAUCCUUCUCGUUGAUCCUGUUUUCUUCUGUUCUGAAUGUUUCUGACUGUACAGAUAAUAAUCACAUGUAAAUUGAUCAUAUUUUAGAAAUUAAACAGAAGCUGAAAAUGUC